UUCCAGUACACCAUUAGCAUUUGCCUUCCUACUCUGUCUUCUGGAGGUUCGACCUGCUGUAAACGAACACAGAUGGAGCCCAUGAACUGGGGAGAAGGGGACACGAGCUAUGCCCACAACUCUGGUAUUCAGCAGACGAACACCAGCGAUUCAUUUCAUGCAGAGAGUUCAGAGAAAGAAGAAAAAAACAGCUUCAGAAUUUAGCAAACAUACAAGGGGAUCAGCAUCACCAACGUCCCUGGUUUGUUCUGCUUCUCCAAAGAUGAAAAACUAGGAUACGUUGGCUUCACUGAACUACUACCAUUUCUCCGCAAGAUUGCCUUUUACGCAGAUGAUUUCCGCAUAAGAUCGCAGAUGAACCAACCAACCAACAGACGAACACAGCGAUUCAUUUCACGCAGAGAGUUCAGACAGAGAAAGAACAGCUCCAGAAAUUUAGCAUACAUACAAGGGGAUCACCAUCACCAAACGUCCCUGGUUUGUUGCAUUGGGUCUGUCGGGCUAUUAUGCCACCCCUCCAAGAAUUUGUCCUGAUUGAUUCAUGACGUUUUGGUCAUUAACCACACCGUCUCCAUGUUGCUUACCAUGUGGUGAUUGGUUCAUCCACAAGUACCCAUCCGCAUAAUUUCCGAGUACAUUUCCUUUUCGCUUUGAUGCAAUUUAAAGUCCGUAGUACCAAUAAUUAUGUUCUUGACAAGCUAUUGUCGGGCCCAAUAAGCAGCCAUCUGCAUUUACCAUAAGGAGGAAAAUCGUCCAUCUUCCAGUACGCCAUUAGCAUUUGCCUUCCCGAUCUGUCUCUCACUGGUUGAAGGUCUUGUGGAGGUUCGCUCUGCUGUAAGCCAAGACAGAUGGAACCCAUGAACCAAGGAGAAGGGGACACGAGCUAUGCCCGCAACUCUGGUAUUCAGAAUGCUGAGCAGAACAGGAUGAAACCCAUGAUAGAAGCGGCCAUCAUUGACUUAUGCACCAGUACCAGCACCUUGUUUCCCACAAAUAUGGUGAUCGCAGACUUGGGCUGCUCCUCUGGCCCAAAUGCGCUAGUGCUGGUAUCGGCUGCCAUCGAGGCCAUCCGCAGUUACUGCGUUCAGUUCCAAAGGCAACCACCUGAAGUUUGUAUUUUCCUCAACGACCUUCCUAACAACGACUUCAAUAUGGUGGUAAAGAGUUUGUCCAUGCUCCGGAAAAGUAAUGAGCCUAUUGUGGUGGCCAGUGUCACGCCAGGGUCAUUUUACGAGAGACUCUUCCCUACUGGCUCAUUGCAUCUUGUUUGCUCUUCCAGCAGCCUGCAUUGGCUCUCAAAGGCUCCAGAAGUACUAACGAGGAACCAUAUCCCAGCGUACAACAUUGACGAGCAUGCCAGGCGUGAAAUGCUUCCUAUGAUCCAUGAUGCUUAUGCACAACAAUUUAAGAAUGAUUUCACACAUUUCCUAAAGCUAAGAGCCAAAGAAUUCCUCCCAGGAGGCCGGAUGGUUAUUUCUAUUACUGGAAGGCAUUCUAAUGGAAUUGACUCCAAACUAUUUCACAUAUGGGAACCCAUAGGUCAUAUUCUAAGUGUUAUGGCCCUAGAGGGUGUGAUCAACAAAGCUAAGUAUGAUUCCUUCUACAUUCCGAUGUAUGGACCUUCUAAUGAAGAGCUUAGGGGGAUCAUCCAAGAAGAGGGCUCCUUUUCGAUCAAGGAGAUGGUAGUGCGCGGCUUAACAAGUGAUGCGGAUUCUGCGCUCUUCACUCCAGAUAGGUACAUGUCCCAGAUGCGAGCGGUGUUUGAGCCAGUGAUUCUGAAACAUUUUGGAGAAGUGAUGGAAGAAUUCAUGAGGACCGCAGAGAGGCGAUGGAGCCUCGAUGGAAUCUUGAGAGAUCAGCUUGAUAGGCUAGUAUGGCUAUCUGUAUCGCUCACCAAGGCAUCAUCAAGUAAUUAGCUACUUUGUCACGUAUGGCUCCUGCUUUCCACAAUUGAUGAAAUUUGAACCAUGGCUUUCUUUAUGGCAACAAGUAAUGUAGGUGUACUUUAUUAUGUAACCUUCAGCUCUCAUGUGUAACUGAAUGUUUUCAUGGAAGCACAAGAAAUUUAUA
Messenger RNA from Lolium rigidum, 2070 nucleotides. RefSeq names its product probable methyltransferase TCM_000168. Lineage: Eukaryota; Viridiplantae; Streptophyta; Magnoliopsida; Poales; Poaceae. Gene Ontology annotation, molecular function: S-adenosylmethionine-dependent methyltransferase activity. Bases 849 to 1916 code for a protein of 355 amino acids. The transcript has 5 exons. Gene Ontology annotation, biological process: methylation. The record is from RefSeq and is a predicted model, not a curated record.